AUGCAGCAACCCAAGGGCAACAAUUCCAAUAGUCCCAUGCAAGUUUCGGCCCCCUCCGACAAUUCAAUCGUUACUCGUCGUAAGGCUCAGUAUCUUUCGCAACAAGGAGCCUCCAAAAUUACUUUACCUAGCGAAGGCUACGUGAUGCGAUCCGAGUUAAGGGAGAUUAUCCGCGAGGAGGUACAACUUGCUGUCAGAGAGUGUAUGUCCGAAAUAAACAUAUCCUUGACAAGUACUCUCUCUAAAAUUAAUGAACAAAUAUCUACAUUCCAAGAAUCUAUGAACUUUCUUAACGGCGAAAUUGAAAAGCUAAAAAGCGAUAUAAAAACUUGUCAAAGUGACAUCACGUCGUUUAAAGAAGAGAAACAGGCCUGCACCAGUAUGGGUACACUUUCUAAUAAAAUCAUGGAGAUCGACCAAAUAAUGCGAGCCGCCAAUAUCGAGUUACAGUGUGUACCUGAGCAUAGAGGUGAAAACCUUGCGUCCCUGACGAAGCAGUUGGGCCGUACGGUUGGCUGUCUAAUAAACGACACCGACAUUUAUUAUUGCUCGCGAACAGCGAAAAUGAACCCCAACAGCACGCGUCCUAGAUCGAUAUUGGUCAAACUAAGCUCUCCACAGUUGAGGGACUCGCUCCUUGCUUCCGUGCAGAAAUAUAAUAAGGCACAUCCACAAAAUAAACUUAAUACGAGCGAUCUUGGUAUAGCUGCAAAAAGUUGUACCCAAAUCUACGUUGUCGAAAAUCUAUCUCCCGAAAACAAAUCCUUGCACGCUGCAGCCAGACUUCGAGCUAAAGAACUUAACUAUAAAUUUGUAUGGGUGCGUGCCGGCAGAAUCUUUAUGAGAAAUUCUGGUUCUGAAGAUAAUAAUGUUGAUGAUUGCAUGUUUAACAACACUUUAAGCAAGGUUCACUUUCAAGAAAGGGAAGUCUUCACUGUGCUUAAAGAGUUGGACAAAACUAAAGGAGCGGGUGGUGAUGGCGUGCCGGCUAUAUUUUUAUCUAACUGUGCUAAAAGUUUAUCAUACCCCAUUUGUAUCCUAUUUAAUAAGUCAUUACAGGAGUGUACUUUCCCAAAUAUCUGGAAACAGGCUAAUAUUGUACCAGUUUAUAAAAAGGGCCUUAAAAAUUUAAUUAUCAACUAUCGUCCUAUUUCCAUCCUUAAAACACUAAGUAAACUAAUGGAACUACUUGUUUACAGAAGGAUUUAUCCCAUUAUAAAACAAGGUAUUUCAGAAAACCAGCAUGGUUUCUUGAAAUCACGUUCUACUACGUCUAAUCUUGCUAUAUUUUCUGAUGAUGUUUUUAACGGUAUGGAGCACUCUGGUCAGGUCGACGUGAUCUACACAGACUUUGAAAAGGCAUUUGAUCGUGUAGAUCACGCCAUCCUACUAUACAAGCUUAACAAGCUAGGAAUCCAUGGAGAUCUUCUCAGGUGGAUACAGUCUUACCUGAAAAAUCGUUCCCAGGCUGUUACCAUUGGCGGUCAUCGAUCCAACUACAUCGAAAUCCCAUCCGGUGUGCCCCAGGGUUCACACCUUGGACCUUUAUUUUAUUGUGCUUACUUAUAUGAUAUAGACAAAUGUUUACAGAAUGCGAAACACUUGAUGUAUGCUGACGACACUAAGAUAUACAUGACAAUAAGUAAUCUUAACGAUUGCAAAUUGCUACAAAUGGACUUGGAUUCACUAUAUGAUUAUUAUAUAAAAAACAGAAUAUCCGUCAAUAUUAAGAAGUGUCACUGUAUAAGCUUUACGAAGAAGAAGGACCCUAUUGUAUACCCUUACAAAUUCGAAAACGUGGCUGUAGAACGAGUUGACGAAAUUCGCGAUCUUGGUGUUAUAUUCGAUUCUAAAAUGUAUCAACAAAACAAGUUUCUAGACGUCAAAGUAUUGGUACUUGAUACACAGUUUAAAGGUUCUUAUCACUCUUGA
Molecule: messenger RNA, 1932 nt
Organism: Papilio machaon (common yellow swallowtail)
Lineage: Eukaryota; Metazoa; Arthropoda; Insecta; Lepidoptera; Papilionidae
Exons: 3
Coding region: 1-1932 (643 amino acids)
Source: RefSeq, a predicted model, not a curated record